CGCACGCCUGCGAACACAAUAGCUGAAGCCAUAUGUCUUCCUCGACUGUCUUGUACGCGCUUCUCAGCGUGUUCUUGGUCUCGCGAUACGUCAAGUACCGGAAUGGCUGCAAGUCUGUUGCAGGAAUACCCAUCAUGACAGUCCCCUGCGCACCUUUCUCCCUCUUGGGGUCGCUCCUUCCGACGUCUCGUUUCAACCCGGGCAUGUGUUUCCAAUGGGAAUGGAGGAACUGGAUAUACGAACGAUAUGGCUCUGAGACUGUCGCAAUCGUACCCUUCCUGUUCGGCCGACCCAUCAUCUACACGUCUUCUUUGGAAGUCAGCCGCGAAGUUCUCGAUACCAAGAAUCCGUUCUUGAAGGCUGAGGACGCUACUCAGGCAGUCUUGCAAUACGGCCACAACAUCUUCACAUCUAAUGGUGAUGAGUGGAAGCGUCAUCGACGAAUCCUGGGGCCCGCUUUUACAACCGAAACUUAUAAUAUGGUUUGGGAAGAAACGUCAUCACUGUAUCACGAAAUGUGCUCGGAGGAGGGCUGGGAUGCUAAGAACACUGUCGACCUCCCAGCAGUCAAGGUUUUUACCGACAAGUUCUCAUUGAUCAUUCUGUCGCGGUGUGCCUUCGGAGUGCCACUAGGAUGGAAGCAAGAGAAGCCCAAAGAAGGGGAGAUGGCAUUCGGAGACGCGCUUUUGCAUGUGAUGGACUCGUGCAUCGCGAGGCUUAUCACUCCGCGCUGGAUGUAUUGGCUUCCUGUACCUCAGUUACACCAGAUCGAGAAGGCUCAUAGGACUUUGAGCGACGUCAUGCACAAGCUCAUCCGCGAACAGCGCCAGGCGUUCUCAGCUGAAAAAGACGGAGAAGGUUCGAAGCGACGAGACGUGGUCAGCCUUAUGGUACGCGCUAGGGAGCAGGAAGGGAAGUUCACUAUGUCAGACGAUGAGCUGGUUGGCAACACUUUCUUCCUUCUAUUCGCUGGACAUGAAACGAUGGCGCAUAUAUGGAACUCGACAUUGGGGUUCCUCGCCUUGUACGAAGACAUACAGGUAGACAUGUACAAGGAAAUCCAGGCUGCUGCUCCGGACGACACGCCGAUUACGUUUUCCAUGGCCUCUCAGCUGGAUAAGGUCCUUGCUUGCUUCAUCGAAACUGGGCGACUCUUCUCGCCCGGAUUUGUGCUUGUUCGUGACACGACAGAUAACAUCGUGCUUCCCCACUUUGAGCGCAGCGGUGCGAGGAGCCAGGUGGGCCUGGGCCCAGACGUUCGGGUUGCGGUUGAUGUUGUUGGACUCCAUCAUAACCCACGACACUUCUCUGAGCCGGAAGAGUACCGCCCGUCGCGCUGGUACGGCGUCUCUGAGAGCGACGUGUCUAUUUUCUCCGUCGGACCGCGAGCCUGCACUGGACGCAGAUUCGCCCUGACGGAAGCGUGCUGCUUCUUGGCUCAUCUGCUUCGCGAUUGGCGCGUGGAAAUCAUAGCCAGGCCCGGUGAGAGCAAGACGGAGUGGAGGCAGCGCGUUAUGCGGGCACACACGACGAUGACGAUGGGCGUAGGGGAUGUGCCUGUGAGGCUCAUCAGGCGCGAGAGGCUGUGAGGUUCUGAUCUGACACUGGUGUAUUUAUUUAUUGCUUAUAUCUGUGCCUCCAAUACGAAAACCGUUU
Coniophora puteana RWD-64-598 SS2 is the source of this 1656-nucleotide messenger RNA. Its product is annotated as cytochrome P450. The coding region runs from base 33 to 1589 and encodes 518 amino acids. Gene Ontology annotation, molecular function: oxidoreductase activity, acting on paired donors, with incorporation or reduction of molecular oxygen; iron ion binding; monooxygenase activity. NCBI's taxonomy places the organism in Eukaryota, Fungi, Basidiomycota, Agaricomycetes, Boletales, Coniophoraceae. The transcript has 13 exons. The record is from RefSeq and is a predicted model, not a curated record.